AUGGAGAGAAUACUAACUUCCAUCAUCGUUACAGCAGCAUUAGGUUUUGGUAUUUGCUACGGAGGUACAUGCCGUUACACGACUAGGGAGAGCUAUUCUGCAAGAACAUGUAAUGCACAUUGGGGAUGGUGUUGGCACCACAGAUCGGUGACCAGAUAUAGACAAAUCUAUAAGUACCGCUGUUGUAUUGGGUACACUGGAUCCGGUUGUAAUACACCCAUCUGCUCACCUCCAUGUGCAAACCAAGGACGAUGUGUGUCUCCCAACCGAUGUCAAUGUCUUCAUGGUACUAUCGGAAAUACCUGUUCACAAAUGCAAGUGUCACCUACAAUGUUAAGAUGUAGUGCAUUUCUUCUUAUGAAGGAAAGGUCUUCCGGAAAGGAAAUGUACCGUUUCAUGACCGACUCUUCGUCCCCAGAUAACGAUAAGAUAGAUAUGAUCUGGGUAAAUCAGAAUGACUACAACAUCAUCAAUAUCUACUUCGAAGCUGACUUCUCGCCAUAUAUACAUAACUUGCCAGAUGACCGUUAUAUCCGGGACUAUGCAUUUGGUAUUGUGGAUGGUCAAUUUGUUGUAUACAGAACCCCACCAAAAAACUACCGUUGUGAAGGCUUUCCAAAUACCUCGAAUAUAAGACACAGGUUGGAAUGCAACAUCACGGAUACAAAUUUCGACUGGUUAUUGGAGCAUGGCGAUAACUUGACUGUCACAGUAACCGCAAAGAAUGGCGGAUACAGGCAUAUAUUGAAUGAAAACACUCAUCGUCUCGAUAGGAAAGAGGAAUUCGUUGGUAGGAUAUCCACGAAACAGAUGCAGUACAUGUUCGACUUUCAUUCCCCAAGGCAUUGUAGCGAGAACAACAGCUGUUUUCAAAAUGAACCUCCGCUUCACCUCUCAAAUGACAUAAGUAAGAUGCCAGUCACAAUAACUUGGGGUGGUUGGAUUGACGAUCUUUCCGGUGUAAACAUGUAUACAGUAUACGUGUACAGACUUGAGCCAGAUAGCAGAACUGGGGAGCUAACCGAAUAUAACACAAAUGUUUCCUUGUUCACGAAACACGUGAACGUAAGCGAACCAUUCCCUAUUUACACGCCUGAUAUAAUUGGUAUGUAUACGAUUCUACUGGAGGUUGCGGAUAAGGCCAGUAAUAAUUUGUAUGCCAGACGACUAUUCCUGUACGACAACUCUUCCACGAUUUCUAUAAACGAUAAUAAUAUGAACAUAUACGGGUCCGUUGGAGACAAACACAUAUGGAUAUCAACAUUGCAAAAUGAAAGUACUCUAGGUGCGCCAAUUCAUGUAAGUUGGGCUAACCAUUUUAUUAACCAUGAGCAUGUGAACCUGAAACUUCUUACACGAGUUUCUCCUUUUAAGUCGGAUAUAUUUAAUGGAGUUCUAAAUCGGUACGUAAAACCAGGUCUUGAUGACAAUGAAGGUCCCCGCAUGAUGCAGCCAAUCAGCAACAUACACGGAAUCGUGCGUGUAGAAACGGCUUUCAAGCGUGACAAACAUGGAGGAACGACCAUAACUCAAACUCCUACGCAUGGCUGGAAAACCGUAUCUGGAUAUCUCAACGAGGCCGCAUCUAUCAACGUCCCCCGACAGGACGGCGAUUCAAUACGUAUAUGGGUGCGGGUUUUUGAUGUUGUAAACAACAGUGCCACCGACUCUAUACUCUUGAAUGCCGACUCGUCACCACCUGUUAUCGAACAGCCCAUAUUCCACAAAAACCUACGUAAUUCAUCAUUCCCAUUCGCUAGUAGAGUUUCGAUUCUGGCGUCUGACAAACACAGCGGAAUACUGUUAAUCAAAUGGAAAUUAACUGCUAAUGAUUCAGAAAAAGUGUUUCACUCCGGAAUUGAGAACGGAAAUAUAACUGAAAGAAAACCAAGUCUUCAGGAAGGCGCGUGUACGUCCGAUGGGGAAUGCUACUACUUUUAUAAUGAAUUUGAGGUCAACAACUGCUGGUUUAAGGUGUCUAAGGACGACCUUCCAGCACAAGUAACAAACAUCGACAUCGAAGUUUUUAAUUCUGCGAUGUUAAGUUCAUUUGGACGAUUUCAGGUUGACGAUUUAACUUCCUUGAAUGGGAUGGAGGAAUAUUCUGGACCAAUGCAUCUUGAGGUAACUGGUACAACGUCAUACGGUGCAAACUUUCAGUGGCACCAGGGACCGAGUUGUUACGAACGAACCGACAUUCUUUUAAUGUACAACGUUUCUGGACGGACAAAAUCAAUGCAUAUUCACAAAGACUCGAAGUAUUACACACUUGGGGACCUAGACCCGGAGACUACAUAUACUGCGCAGUUUGUCGUAGUGUAUGGAGACGAGCGAAGUGAUCCCAUAAAAAUUACAUUCACGACAGGAAAGUAUGAAGGUCUGUCAGCUGGCGUUAUAGCAGGGAUCUCUAUAGUUAUAUUGGUCCUUGUUGGGUUACUUAUUGCCGGGAUAGUGCUCUGGAGGACAGGAAGACUCAACCGCUACAAAGAGUCCAUAUAUGGUCAUAUACAGCGACGUACAACCAGACGUCGGCGAUCAAACGCCUACUCAGAUUCUAAAAAUGUCAAUAGACAAAACGAUCGAAAGUCUUUUGCGAACUUGGCCUAUUCGGAUGUUGGCGAUGAUGAAAUAUAUAUGUACGGCCAAAUGGUUUUUAAUGAGCAGCAGUCAUGGGAGGUACAACACGAUCAAGUGUCCUUAGUAGAGAAAUUGACUACGGGAAGGUUUGCCGACAUCUUUAAAGCUUCACAAAACUGCAAAAAGAACAACAGAAAGAUCGUAGUAGCUAAGGUGCUAAAAGAAUCACAUACCGAAAUAGAUGAAUUGGUAAUGAACGCCAAGAUCAACUUUUUUGCGACAAAGGUCGGUUCCCAUGCCAACGUGAUACAGUUCGUCGGAGCAGUGCUUGACAACAAGCCAUUGGGCCAAUUCAUGUUGCUGGAGUUGUGUGAGACAGGCGUGAUGAGGACGUGGCUCCAGAAUCAGAAAAAAAAUGUAACAGACACUGUAGUGGAUGCCUUGUUUCGUAUGACGUUUGACAUAGCUAAGGGAAUGGAUUACCUUGCCUCCAAACACAUUAUCCACCGUCACUUGGCUGCCAGAAACAUUCUCCUCACGUCAUCACUGGAGGCCAAGGUCGCAGGAUUUGGACCCACAAGGGAAACCGAGCAACAAGAUGGUGAUGCAGGAAAGGAAAAGGUUCCAAUCAAAUGGAUGGCUCCAGAAUGCAUGACGUCAUUGAAAGAGGCAACCUUGCAGAGUGAUGUGUGGGCCUAUGGCAUUGUCAUAUGGGAAAUAUUCAGUCUGGGUGAUACACCUUACCCAGGGUUACGUAGUAUGGACGUUGCCACCAAAGUAACCAAUGGCUACCGUAUGAGUCGUCCGGAGUAUUGCGCAGAUAUGCAUUACGAGUUAAUGAAGAAUUGCUGGAACGAUAAAAAGUCAGCCCGACCGAAAUUCUCAGCCAUUGUUCAAGAGAUCAGCAGUACCUUCAGUUCAAGCCAGGACGACUACUAUUACUACACAACUUAGUGAAAACACAAAAAGAUUUUGAUCCACCCCUGAAAUUACAAUCACCACAGGCUUUAGCUAGAGCUGUUGUUGUUAGACCUGUGUUGCACCAAUCAACGUCACUAUCUAAUUAAGUCAUUUUCUCUACCUGAUAUCAGCAUAUAUUAUUGUGUUGAUAAUUUUUGUCAAUGUAUCGUAAAUAAUCAACUAAAGCCAAAAUCGUAUAUUGUAUAAUCUCAUUUAUCAUUAAAUAAAUGUUACAUUUACAAUGUUCUUAUGACCAUGUAGUUAAAGGAGGAAGCUUUUACUGCAGAAUAUGCAAAUUAAUUGUAAAUCAUUCCUGUAGUAGUUAAACAAUAUAAUGAGUGUUCGUGAUGCAGCGAGCUAUGACUUUGUCGAGGAUGUGAAACAAUAGACACAAAACGAAUUGUGAGAACAUAAAAAAAUAUUAAUUCCAAUGGUGGUAAAUCUCAACUAUGAUUUACAUACUGCAUUAAGUGUGAUUUGAUGUUUUUGUUAUCAGUGUUUCAAUACACCUUUUGUAUAAUGAAACAUAAUUAUUAACAUGAUAAUGAUUUUCUUGUACAUGUAUGCAAUGGUAUACAACCAUUUUAAUUUGUAACAGAAAUGUGUAUUGAAAUUUAAGAUAUAAAUUGUCAUUUUUUAUCUAUGUAUACACGUUUAUGCCGUAUUUGUGUCGGAAUAUGUACUGAUAACGAUAUUUAUCAUUUACUCGAAUGCCGACAUAUGGUCGAUCAUGGAAACGAAUGAGAUUCUUUUCUAAUAAAAAUCAUCCGAAAUCAGAACCUGAUCUAAUACUUGAUUACGAUUUUUUUUUAUCUCUGUCCAAAAAAAGAGAUUAUUUAAGAAAUUUUCUUAUUUCAGUCUACCAGCAAAAAACUUCAUCAUCGAAUUUCGUUGUAUCGUUACAACAGGUCUUGGUUAUAUCAUUAUAACAGGAUUUGGUUGUAUUAUUACAUUAAAAUGUCGUCUUAUCUUUUAACCAGUAAAUGGUUAUAUCAUUA
Messenger RNA from Pecten maximus, 4535 nucleotides. RefSeq lists its product as uncharacterized. Gene Ontology annotation, molecular function: protein binding; ATP binding; transmembrane receptor protein tyrosine kinase activity. NCBI's taxonomy places the organism in Eukaryota, Metazoa, Mollusca, Bivalvia, Pectinida, Pectinidae. Bases 1 to 3531 code for a protein of 1176 amino acids. The transcript is spliced from 21 exons. Gene Ontology annotation, cellular component: signaling receptor complex. The record is from RefSeq and is a predicted model, not a curated record. Gene Ontology annotation, biological process: positive regulation of kinase activity; cell surface receptor protein tyrosine kinase signaling pathway; multicellular organism development.